CUAAACCGCCUUGUUCAAUCCAAUUUGUACGGCGAAGAACAACAAAAUAAAUACUGGAAAAAUGGAUUUUUCAUAGAACAGGAAGUAGAGGAGAAUGCUGGCAAAAUUAGGCGAGCCAUCUUGAACAUUCAUAAUGGAACAGUAGAGGAUAUUGUACGGAGACUCCAAAGCGAUGAAUCUUGCUCUAAAAUACAUCUUUCCUCUCAACUUGUUGAUGCUUUACUCUAUAAGUUUGGAGAGGAUUGGAAAUCUGCUUUAGGUUUUUUUCGAUGGGCUAAUUUGCAAUCAGAUCAUAAGCCAACUACAUAUUCAUGUGACAAAAUGGUGGACAUAUUAGGGAAAAUGAAGCAAAUAGAUAGGAUGUGGGAAAUUGUAAAAUGGAUGGGAAAAGGAGGGCUUGUCACAAUGGAAACAGUUGCCAAAAUCAUGAGAAGACUUGCCGGUGCCGGUAGAUGGAAAGAUGCUAUUGAAGUAUUCAAUGACUUGAAAUCAUGGGGCUUGGAUCAGAAUACCGAAUCAAUGAAUCUUUUACUUGACACCCUUUGCAAAGAGAAGAAAGCAGAUGUUGCUCGUGAAAUAUAUUUAAACCUGAAGGGUCAGAUCUCCCCUAAUGCUAAUACUUUUAACAUUUUUGUCCAUGGUUGGUGCAAUGCUCGAAGGAUUGAUGAGGCAAUGUGGACUAUUCAAGAGAUGAAAGACUUUGGUUUCAACCCUUCAGUGAUCACAUACUCGACUAUUAUCAAAGCAUAUUGCAAAAAAUUUAAGUUUUCAAGGGUUUAUGACCUCCUUGAUGAAAUGGUUGCUAAUGGUUGCUCCCCUAAUGUUGUCACAUACACAAUUAUUAUGCAUUCACUUGCUAAGUCUCGCAAAUUUGAAGAAGCCAUUAGCAUAGUCGAGAAGAUGCGGAUGUCUGGAUGUAAACCCGAUACACAUUUCUACAACUCUUUGAUCAACAUUCUUGGUUUAGCCGGUCAAGUUGGUGAGGCCUCUCAUAUCUUUGGUGUAGAGAUGCAAAUGAAUGGAGUUAGUCGUAAUUUGUCAACAUACAAUACAAUGAUCUCAGUAUUUUGCAGUCAUGAUCGGCAAGACGAUGCAUUGGGUGUAUUAAAGGAGAUGGAGGAUUUUUCUUGUAAGCCUGUUCUUCAUACGUACAUUCCCCUACUCAAAUUAUGCUUCAAAACAGGAAAUCUAGAUGAUCAACUUAGGAUGUUGUUGGGUGAAAUUGUGAACAAACACCAUCUAAGUUUAGAUCUUGACACUUACACACUUUUGAUUCAUGGAUUAUGUAAUGUCGGCGAGAUUGAGUGGGCUUGCCAAUUAUUUGAUGACAUGAUUAGUCGAGAAAUCUUGCCAAAGGAUCGAACAUUUGGUUUGCUUAUGUGUGAAGCAGAACAAAGAAACAUGGACGGGGUUGUGGAAAAGAUUAAAUGUUUGAUGAAGCAACUUGAUAAGUUUCCCAAAACAGAGUUUAGCUAAUCGAGAGCUUUACUCAAGUAUGACUUAUGUAUAUGAAAGGUGUUUUCUCAUCAUGAUUUUGAUCACCUGGUGUCUGUAAAAUAGUUACUCGAAAGAUUUACUGGAUUCUGCAGAAAAAUGUACUUCAUCAUCAGUCUGUAGAGAUAUGGGGGAUUUUAAGAUGA
This is a messenger RNA of Asparagus officinalis (garden asparagus), 1640 nucleotides long. RefSeq names its product pentatricopeptide repeat-containing protein At3g04130, mitochondrial-like. The record is from RefSeq and is a predicted model, not a curated record. NCBI's taxonomy places the organism in Eukaryota, Viridiplantae, Streptophyta, Magnoliopsida, Asparagales, Asparagaceae. The annotation marks the transcript as partial. The transcript has 2 exons. Gene Ontology annotation, molecular function: protein binding.